Molecule: messenger RNA, 936 nt
Organism: Myripristis murdjan (pinecone soldierfish)
Lineage: Eukaryota; Metazoa; Chordata; Actinopteri; Holocentriformes; Holocentridae
Product: homeobox protein DBX1-B-like
Exons: 4
Coding region: 1-936 (311 amino acids)
Biological process (GO): cell differentiation in spinal cord; regulation of transcription by RNA polymerase II
Molecular function (GO): DNA-binding transcription factor activity, RNA polymerase II-specific; DNA binding
Source: RefSeq, a predicted model, not a curated record
AUGAUGUUUCCAUGCAGCGCCCUGCCGCCUCCUCUCUACCCGGGGCUACUGCGUCCCCCUGCGGCUCUCUCUGCGCCCCUGCCCCGGUCAAUCCCCUCCGGCUUCCUAGUCGAAGACCUCCUCCGAAUAAGCCAGCCUGUCAGCUACAUACACCGGACUUUCUCAUCCAGAAACCCUGGGGACAUCCUUGCUCUCAGCCCGGCACCCAGCGCCUCUCCACGGGCCACGGGACCCAGCACGGACCGAUCUGUCCUGCAGAGCUCCGUGCCGCCGAGCCGCACCAGCCCUGGGACUUUGCACACAGCCUGCCCGGACUCCAGCUGCCUCAAGUUCGGUGUCAGUGCCAUACUGGCACCGUCCACACGCAGCAUCCAGACUCUGCAGACUAAAUCCUUCCCGCUGCCUUUCUUUGAUGGAAACCUCCAUCCUUUCAUCAGAGCUUCAUACUUCACAGGGACAUUUUCGUGGCCCCUGGCUCCCAGAGGGAAGCCCAGGAGGGGCAUGCUGCGGCGGGCCGUGUUCUCCGACCUGCAGCGGAAGGCCCUGGAGAGAACUUUCCAGAAGCAGAAAUACAUCAGCAAGCCAGACAGGAAGAAGCUGGCCAGUAAGCUGGGACUCAAAGACUCCCAGGUGAAGAUCUGGUUUCAGAACCGGAGGAUGAAAUGGAGGAACUCCAAGGAGAGGGAGCUCCUCUCGACAGGCGGGUGUCGCCAGCAGACGCUCCCCACCAAAACCAACCCCCACCCCGACCUCACCGACGUCGGGAGCGCCUACUGCCAGGGCGCAGAGCGGACGGCGCACGGCGGCCACGCGCUGCUGGACAGCGAGGAGAUGCAUCUUCAUCACCAUCAUCACCACACUGCCUCGUCCCCGUCCGAGUCCAGCAAACAGUCGGAGCUCUCAGAAUCAGAGAGCGAAGAAAUUACAGUUUCAUAA